GCCGUAAGUCGGAGUCGUUACUGAACCAUCAAGUUCCAUCACUUCAACAUCUAACCCGACUCAAUUGGUCCUUUAAGAUGGCUUUCUUUUAUCUGGUCUGUUUGGCUCUUUUGGUUUCUGCAAAUGCAGCCAGUUUAUAUGGAAAGCGUUCGGCUCCAGAAAUGGGUAAUAUGAUGGGACCUAUGAUGGACAUGGGAAACGCAGGUAUGAAUAAUGGAAUGAACACGCCAAUGAAACCAAUGGGUAUGGACAAUGGCGUGAAAAUGAUGACCAUGGACAUGGCCAACAACAAAGGAAUGGAUAAAAUGACUGUGCCAAUGCCAGAGCCCAUGAAUAUGGGAAAUAACAAAGGAAUGGACAUGAUGCCCAUGCCCAUGAAUAUGGGAAAUAACAAUAACAUGGACAUGAUGUCCAUGAAUAUGGGAAAUAACAAAGGAAUGGACAUGAUGCCCAUGCCCAUGAAUAUGGGAAAUAACAAUAACAUGGACAUGAUGCCUAUGAAUAUGGGAAAUAGCAAUGGAAUGGACAUGAUGUCCAUGAAUAUGGGAAAUAACAAAGGAACAGAAAUGAUGCCCAUGCCCAUGAAUAUUGGAAAUAACAAAGGAAUGGACAUGAUGCCCAUGCCUAUGAAUAUGGAUAAUAGCAAUGGAAUGAACAUGAUGUCCAUGAAUAUGGAAAACAACAAAGGCAUGGACAUGAUGGAAAUGAAGCCUAUGGACAUGGCUAAUGGAAAAGAUAUGAAUAUGCCAAUGAAUAUGAAAGCCAUUAACAAAAUGAUGGAUAUGAAAAAGGCAAUGGAUAUGGGCAAUAUGAUGAAUGACAUGAUGAACAUGAAGAAAGCGAUGGACAUGGGUAAAGCAAUGAAAAACGCCAUGGAUAUGGCUAAAAUGAUGGAGAUGGCCAAUGCUGUGGACAUGAUGAAAAAUAGCAUGGAUAUGAUGAAAAUGAAUAUGAUGAACAAAAUGAACAUGGAUAAAAAACCAAUGGAAAUGAACAUGAAAAAUGUCAUGGAAAUGAUUAACAUGGAAAUGAAUAAAAAACCAAUGGACAUGCCCAUGAAUAUGGAUAGGAUGUCAAUGAACAUGAAUAAUGGCAUGAACAUGAACAACAAACCUAUGGACAUGCCUAUGAAGAUGGAUAUGAUGCCAAUGAACAUGAAAAACGGCAUGGACAUGACGAACAUGAUGCCCAAUGAUAAAAUGGACAUGAUGAAUGCAAUGCCCAUGAAUAAAAACGCAAUGAACAUGAACAACGCCAUGGACAUGAUGAAUGCAAUGCCCAUAAAUAAAAACGCAAUGAACAUGAACAAUGCCAUGGACAUGAUGAAUGCAAUGCCCAUGGAUAAAAAUACAAUGAACAUGAACAACGCAAUGGAUAUGAUGAACGCAAUGCCCAUGAAUAAAAACGCAAUGAACAUGAACAACGCCAUGGACAUGAUGAAUGCAAUGCCCAUGGAUAAAAACGCAAUGAACAUGAAAAACGCCAUGGACAUGAUGAAUGCAAUGCCCAUGAAUAAGAAUGCAAUGAACAUGAAUAACGGUAUGGAUAUGAUGAAUGCAAUGCCCAUGAAUAAAAAUACAAUGAACAUGAUGUCCAUGAAGAUGAACAUGAUGCCAGUUAACAUGAACAAAAUGAUGCCACCUUCAUCUAAAUAUAUUUAAAUGAAAUUUGACUGGGAUGCAGGAGCAAACAGGCCGCAGGACAAGGACUUUUUCAUCUUUCGUUUCCCAUGUAAUGCCCAGGAAAAGGCUUUAUUGAAUGCAGGGAUGUAAUUUAUAUUGCAAAUAAAAUGAUAAAAUCAU
Messenger RNA from Saccostrea echinata, 1802 nucleotides. RefSeq lists its product as uncharacterized. The record is from RefSeq and is a predicted model, not a curated record. The coding region runs from base 78 to 1661 and encodes 527 amino acids. The transcript is spliced from 4 exons. NCBI's taxonomy places the organism in Eukaryota, Metazoa, Mollusca, Bivalvia, Ostreida, Ostreidae.